Arabis nemorensis is the source of this 1128-nucleotide messenger RNA. Lineage: Eukaryota; Viridiplantae; Streptophyta; Magnoliopsida; Brassicales; Brassicaceae. The record is from the annotation of a GenBank genome assembly.
AUGGAGGCGUUGCUCUGCUCCGAGAUACCCAACAACAUCAGAUCUUCCAUUAACGAUCUCUCCUCUUCUUCUUCUUCAUAUACAUGGCCUAUCAUGACCUCCUCUUCUUCAUCGAUGGAGGAGAUUCCUAGAUGCGACUGGGAUCUUUCUCUCUCAGCCGUCAUUUCUUCCGCACCCACCGGAUCCGACGCCAUCGGAGCAAUCGAGUUCGACCCGACUGGAGAGAUCUUAGCCACGGGAGGCAUCGCGAGGAAGAUCCGAUCGUACCGUUUAAGCUCUUUGUUAGGGUCGCAUGAUGAUCACGUGACUACUUCCGAGAGCUGUAUCUGCACGCCGGCUAAGCUAAGUAGCCUCAAAUGGAGACCCGAUUUAGCCGGUCGGGUUAUCGGGUCGGGAGAUUACGACGGAGUGGUCACCGAGUACGACGUGGAGAAGCAAGUGCCUGUUUUCGAGCGAGACGAGCAUGGAGGCAGAAGGAUCUGGAGCGUGGACUACACGCUCUUCAAUGGAUCCACCGUUGGGGUGUCGGGCUCCGACGACGGAACGGUUCAAAUGUGGGACCCACGAGCCGGAGGUUUGGAGGAAACCUUUAGGCCUGGAGGUGGAGCGGCGGUAUGUUCCGUAGAGUUUGAUCCGUUCGGUGGACCUUCUUUAGCCGUCGGUUCUGCUGACCGGAAUGCUUACGUGUACGACAUCAGAAGACCCGUUGAUCCGAUCGUUGUAUUGGACGGUCAUAGCAAAACGGUGACGUAUGCUCGGUUCAUGGAUCCUCACACGAUCGUUACGGGUUCGACCGACGGGAGCUUGAAGCUGUGGGAUAUAGCAAACGGACGGGGAGUGGUUCGCACGUACAGAGGGCAUGUGAACAGCCGGAACUUUGUCGGGUUGUCGGUUUGGAGACACGGUGGUUUGGUCGUGUCCGGGUCGGAGAAUAACGAAGUGUUUGUGUACGACAAGAGGUGGGGAGAACCGGUUUGGGUGCGUGGGUUGGGUCAAGUGGACCGGUUCGGAUCUGACCGGAUGUUCGUGAGCUGUGUGUGUUGGAGACAAGUGGAUGAAGACUGGUGCACGCUUGUGGCCGGAGGAUCCGAUGGGGUUCUACAGAUUUUAUCGGGCAAACGGAGCUAA